This is a messenger RNA of Episyrphus balteatus (marmalade hoverfly), 9063 nucleotides long. RefSeq lists its product as uncharacterized. Bases 980 to 1882 code for a protein of 300 amino acids. The record is from RefSeq and is a predicted model, not a curated record. Lineage: Eukaryota; Metazoa; Arthropoda; Insecta; Diptera; Syrphidae. The transcript has a single exon.
AAGUAUUGUCGUAGAUAACGAAAAAUCCAUAAACAAAAAAUACCAAGACUGGAAACUCGGCGGUCAACUGACGUUUGCCUACAAGCUACGCGGUGUGGUGAAUGUCGUGAACCUAUCGUUGUGUUCGUGUCCGAUGUGUGGUGAAUGUCGUGAAUCUAUAAAUGUGUGCGUGUUAACGUCAUUUAUCAACGUGGUGGCUUUCACAUAUAUUCACAGACAGCACUGUCCACAAAAGGGUUUUGGGGGGAAAGACGUACGAAAUUUUCCAGUCUUGGUAUUUUUUGUUUAUGGAAAAAUCCUUAAACUCGAAUUCGGUUCUUUUCAUGGUAGAAAACUUUUUCAAUAUAAAUGUUUUUAAAACACCUCCAUAUACGAGUACAGAAAACGGACAAAUAGAACGUUUCCACUCUACACUUUCCGAAGUAAUUCGAUGCUUGAAAUCUCAAAACCCACACUUUACAUUUUCAGAACUUCUUGACAAAUCAAUAUUUGAAUAUAAUAAUUCCACUCGACUACAGGCAAAAAACCCAUUGACAUAUUUUUCGCAAGAGAUCUAGCAAAUAAUCCGGAACAACUUGAAAAAGAAAGAGAAAGAACGACACAGAAAAUUAAAGAAAAACAAGACUCCGACUUAGAAUACCAUAACAAAAAGAAAACCGUUGUUAGAGACUUUUUCAUUGGAGAAAUUAUUUACGUAAAAGUCAACAAGAGAUUAGGAAAUAAACUAUCUCCCAAGUAUAGAAAAGAAAUAGUAAAAGAAAAUAAGAACUCAACUGUCGUUACAAAAUCAGGAAAAACCAUACACAAAAGUUUAAUUAAAAAUUAAUUUCCUCUCCUUCCCUUUAAGUUUUUGGUAUACCUCUGUACCACAAAUGCCAGCGUCAAAAUCCUUGACUAUACGAACUCCCAACUCAUAGCCAUCAACUCGGGAAAUGUGAAAGUUCAAACAGGGAACUUCAAACUGAUACAUGUCAUAGACAUGGAUCUUUAUAGAAGAAGCCUGAGUGCUAUCCAGAAAAAAAUACAAGAAUUUUCCAACGUUCCAAAUUCUAACAUUCCUAUGUUCCCAUUCUUAUCCUACGAAAUACAACAAAUACAAACUCACCUCAACCGCCUUUCCCCUAAUCCUCGAUACAAGCGAUCUAUAGAACUAAUUGGUUCAGCAUGGAAAUGGAUCGCAGGAACCCCUGACAAACAUGAUUUCCAAAUAAUAAAUGAAAAAAUAAACAAUGUACUUUCAAAUAAUAAUCAACAAAGAAUAAUUAAUAAUUUACUUUUAGUUAAAAUAAGCGAAAUAAGUAACGCAACAAACGAAAUAAUAAGAAAAUCAGACAUAGAUAUUAAGCAUGAACUAUUCUUAAACUUGAAAUUUAAAUUAGAUAUGUUAAGAGAAGAAAUUAUUAAUAUUGAGUACGCCAUGCAAUGGGCAAAAACUGGUGUAAUAAACACCUAUAUUUUAUCUAAUUCUGAAAUACAAUCAAUCGAACAAAUUAUAAAUGAAGAAAAUAUGCCUUACAACAAUGUAAUAGAAGCAGUUGAAUUUGCCGAUGUAAAAAUAGUCUCAAAUAAUACAUUAUUGUUAUACAUUUUAAGCCUACAUAUUACUAGCCCAGAAACAUGUAACAAAUUAUUAAUUAAACCAGUUAAAAGGCAAAGAAACAUAAUAAAAUUAAAUUAUAAAGAAAUAUUACAAUGUAAAAAAAUUAUGUACAGCAUAACAAAUCAAUGUAAAACUUAUGAUAAACUUUCAAUUUGUAAACAGAAUUCUAUUAUAGAUAUAAGUGAAGAUAAUUGUAUAAGCCAUUUACUAUCAAGCGAAAAACCUUCAUGCAACUACGUAAACAAUCAACACGUCCCACUGUGGGCUAGAACGCUAUUUUAGCUGGAAUUAAUUAAAAAUGGCAACUUCUUCCAAAAUUGAUAAUUUUGGUCUCAUUCGAUAGAUAAAUGGACUAGUUAUAAUUUCUCAUUCAAAGUUGAGGUCAAAACAUUCAUUGGGUACCUAAAAAACACAGUCGAAAGCAAUUUUUCGAAAAUAAAAACAAAAAAGGCCACUUUUUCCUAGCUAGCUAGCCUAUAUGGCUUUAUGUUUUAUAUAAAACUAUGUUCUACAAGAGCAAACUUUUUUCGCUGUAACUCCGAAAUUAUAGGGAGCAAAAUAUUCAGAAAAACCACUUACAAUGAAAAGAAAACGAGUUGAAUGUUUUCAAAUAACGAUUUUUUUAUUUGCAUUAACAUUUUAUAUUCCAUAAUAAGUAAAAACAACUUUUGUUCGCUUCAAUGAUACCAUUUUCGAAUUUGAUGCGUUCAAACUUCAAAGAACCCAUUUUUUGUUUUUUAGACCAAUUUUAUAUGUGUUGAAAAUUUGAAAACCUCAUUUUACAUAAUAACUCGCUUAUUGUUGGUGUUGUUCUUACCAUUAGAAUCGGUUGUGCCAUAAAAUUAUCAUUAUUAUAUCAUUCGACACCAUUUUAAUGCCUUUAAUUGCAAUUUUAGACGAUUUCGAGAAUUUCUAUAAUUAAUUCCAGCUAAAAUAGCGUUCUAGCCCACAGUGCGUCCCUUCCAUAGAAGAAAUCACACCCGAAAUCAUCUUACUUAAUCAGUUCGAUAGCACUAUUGAACUUACAUAAUUCAUUUUAGUAACGCAACCAUCCGAGUUGGACGGUAUAAGUUCUCAGCAUCUGAAAAGACGGAUCAUAACCCCCUGCCCGCAUUACUCCAACCAUCUGCCAAUAAGCCACAUAUCGAAGAACUUUUAUCACUAGAAAUGAUAAGAGAAAUAGAAGCAAACAACACCCUAUACAUCAAGAAAUUAGAGAUAGCAAGCCAAAGAAAAACCAUCUUCAUGUUGUUAUUAUCAACGUUAGCAACCUUAGCAACGAUGUUCGCCUUUUUCAAAAUAAUACGAUCAACAGCAACAUCAUGUAAGAUCUGGAAAAGAGAAGAUCCACAAUAUGAAAUCAUAUCAGUACCAAAACCAGCUGAAAGAACGAAAACAAUAGUAAUUGGAAUUGAAGACAUUGCAAACCACCUAAGGUCAUCGAACGAGGACGUUCGAAUUUAAGGGUGGAGGAGUUAACUCCACAUUUGUUGAAAUAUUUUUGUUGGUCAAGCAUUACCUCUAUAUGGGUUCGAGGUCACCGGAUAUCAAAUGCAUUGCACAAGCCACGAGUGCAAUGACCAACAGCAACAUACUUCUGCCAUACGUUGCAGUCUGGACUGUGUGAAGUAAAAACAACAAAGUCAGCAAAAUACAAAGUGAAGGAAGGUUUCGCUUAGGAAUUAUCCAUUAAGUUAGUUUAGUUAGAAAUUGUAACUCGUAGACGUAAGAAAUAUUAUGAGAAAAUAAAAUAAAAAUAAUUUUUUUUAGUAAAAUAGUUUAAAAUAGUUUAAUUUAUAUAUUUAUUACGUUAUACAUUCUUUCCGGUGGCGGCGGCGGAACUGGGUUGAAAUGGAGCUACUAGUAGAUCCCUUUGACAUUUCUUGUCAAAAGUAAAUUUUUGCUUCAACGCACAAUGCGUUGACCAGUGGACAAAAAUAAAAAAAAUCAAGUUUUUAAUAUAAAGAAAAAUCGGUGCUCAUCAGUCUCCCGGCUUGAGCCCAAAAUCUGUCCCCACUCAUUUGGUGUUCGGCAAAAAUCCUUUGGGUGUGCAGUGCAUAGGGUUUAUGAUGCUAAUUUAAUGUUAUUUUUUCUGAGUUUUUAUUAUUUGUUGGUUAAUUGAAUAUGAUAUAAUAAUCAAUUUGGAGUUUUUGUAUGUUCUUAUUAAAAAACUAAUAAAAAGUUAGGUAUUAUUUAUUCAUUACAACGAAACUAAUACCUACUGCUGUUCAAAAGCAGGGGCGUAUACAGGUUUGCUUCUUGGGGGGGUCAUGCCAAUUUUUUUUUUUUUUUUUUUUUCAAAAGUUUUGAUAGCAGGCAUAAACCUGAAAAUGGGCUUUUUGAAUUAUUAAACAUUAAAAUUUGUGCGUCUUGCAUUUCGAAUCGAAAAGUUCCGAAUGUAGUUCUAAAAAUAACCAAACAAAAACGGUAUGAGAUUCAUUUAAGUUUAGCGUUAAGCCUUAAAGCCUAGAACGCUGCUGAUGUGAAACGAAAUUUUUCGUCGGUCUCCACGAGGACAACGAAUUGCUUGCGAAAUCUGGACCGAAAAAUACUCAAAAAUUGCAAAACAUAAGUGAAAAAAAGCAAACACGCAUCGCAGAAAGACAUGCAAUGACAAAAUGAACAACAAAAACAAACACAAAAAAUCAAAAUGUCAUUUUUCCACACACAAUGAAUGUCCCCGGCAAUUGUUUGUGUGCGAAAAAGAAGUUUAGACUUUCAAUUUCGUUGUGCCGAACAGCGUACUACAGAACGAAAAGUUGAACGAAAUUUUUGGUUUACCAUUUCGUUGUUUCAUUUUUGUAUGGGAAUUUUCGUUUCUUAUCAGCAGCGUACUAGGCUUUAACUUUGACCAAUUGAGGCUAUCCUCUCCUAAAAAUAAAAUGUACUGUACGAGUACUUCGAUUGAAUAAUUUGCCUUAAAACAACUGUUCAUUGUUUUCCGCUAGCCCAGAAAGUUAAAAUAAAAAUCGUUUUUACUUAAUAACAGUUUUAACUUUUGAAUUAAAAGUCUUCCUAACCUCAGGCAAACGAAUCGCAAAGUUUUGUAAAAAAAAUUGCAUUUGAAAAUAUAAUUUUUUUUAAAUUUUGUUUUAAAAUUGAAUGGGAAUUUAAAAUACCUCUAUUAAAAUAGUAAAGACAAAAAAAAUUAUUUUGGCGAUAUUUUCGAAUUCGUCCGUUUUCAGGUAUUAAUCAGCGAUUUACAAUAUAAAAAACAUUCAGUUGUAUUUAUUAGAUUAAGCCCUGCUUUUUCAAUCGUCAGAUAGACUAUCAGAAGAAUAAAUGUCACUAUAAAAAAAAACUUUUAUUCCUAGGAAUAAGCUCUAACUAAGGUUUAUCUAACUAUUCAAAAAAUUAGCCCUAAGUGAUAUUUAAUAAUAAUAUUUAAAUUGCCUUAGAUAAUGUUGCUUACAUUGCUUCUAUAAUUGGCUGGCCAUUGAUGAUUAACAAAUCAAUAGUUGUUUCAAAAAAUGCAACAGAUCUAGCAAAUUUAGUAUUUACAAAAUACUGCUAUAUUCUGUAAGCAAACAAAAUUCACCAAAUUUUAUCAGACGAAUGUAUUGAACUGGAACAUCCACAUCCCCAAAAUAUGGUAAAAUAGUUUGUUUGAAUACCAAAAACUUUUUUUACUUUUAAUUUUCGUUCAUGUUCUAAAAUUUCAACAUUUUGAAAAUAACACCGGCACACAAAAUAAAAAAAGUGUCAUGUACCAGGAACCAGACCUAUCUUUCUAUAUAUUUUUUUGGGGCACGCUGAAUCCGAAUUUCAAGUCCGUUUGACCCUGUCACCCUCCAGUUUUGAGUAAAAUGCAAAAAACUCAAAAAAAGGAAGUUUUUUGCCUUUUUUGGGGUCUUUUUUACAUUUUUCUCAAAACUGGAGGGUGACCGGGCAAAACGGACUUGAAAUUCGGAUUCAGCAGGUCCAAAAACAUAUAGAAAGAUGGGUCUUGUUCCUGGUACAUACAACUUUUUUUUUUGGUGUGCUUUCACUGUCGCGAAAUGUCGCUUACAUCCCCGGCACACAAAAAAAAGUUCCAUGUACCAGGAACCAGACAUAUCUUUCUACAUGUUUUUGGACCCGCUGAAUUCGAAUUUCAAGUCCGUUUUGCCCGAACAACCUUCAGUUUUGAGAAAAAUGAAAAAAACUCCAAAAAAGUCAUAAAAAUCCAAACAAAAUGCAGUCACAGCUCAAAACUGGAGGGUGACCGGGCCAAACGGACUUGAAAUUCGGAUUCAGCGUGCCCAAAAACAUAUAGAAACAUAGGUCUGGUUCCUGGUACAUGACACUUUUUUUAUUUUGUGUGCCGGUGUAAUCUUACUCAAGAGAUUUCAGUAUCACAUACAAAAUUCUUUUUUAAGUUCUGAGUUCUUGGGGGGGGUCAUGACCCCGUGACCCCCCCCCUUGUAUACGCCGUUGUUCAAAAGUGCCCCUUCCAUGUUCAAAACUGCCCCAUACAUGGGGCACUUUUGAACAUAAGAGCCUAUAUUUUUAAAACAUCAAAAUUCAAUAUAAAUAAUUUGUUUAACUAACCAAAUGUUCUUUGAAAUCGAAGUUCAAUGUAACUGUUCAAUGUUAGUAAACUUUACAGAUCAAGAAAACGAACAUAUUUCGUUCAAGCAGUGGCGAAAGCAAAAAGUGUUCAAAUGUGCCCCACUCUCCUCUAUGUAUCAUUAUAAUUUUUAUUUUAAUUUUGUAGGAAUGGAGAACUAUCAAAAAAAAAAAAAAAAAAUACUGUCUUAGGGUUGAAUUUAAAACAUCUGCAAAUUUUUUAAGACAUUUUGCUUGCAGCUCUUAAUCGAUAUUAUUUAAACAUUUAUAAUUUGUUUUGUGAAAUUUAUCAUUUCCGAUGGUUUUUUAUUUAAAGGAUAACAAAUCUUUAAUAUUCUGAUUUUUGUCCACGUCCCCCAUACACUCGACUGUGCAAACGCCGCCGCAAAAGAAGUAUAACUUCUUUUCGCCUAAUUUGACUGUAUUUCUUAUAUGUAGAAAUUAUAUGAGAAUAAUGGGGAUGAAGGAUUUAAUUUUCAUAUCAAAAAGCUAAAUAAAGUAUUUUAUUCGCUCUGUUAUCGCUAGUCUGAUAGAAAAGUAUUUUUUCUAAAAGGUCAUUGAAACAUUAUUUCCAUAAUUAAGGUAAUAUUUUUCGUAAUACAAAGUCUUUUCUAAGAACUACAAUUUGAUUUUAACUGGCCACCUUUUUGUGUUGAAGAUCUACUAUUUUACCUGUACUAUAAGCCUUUUUCGUAAUAAAAAGUCUUUUCUAAGAACUAGAAUUUGAUUUUAACUGGCAACCUUUUUGUAUUGAAGAUUUUAAUACCUAUGGGUGAAUAUUGUAUUGUACCAUUAUUGUCGGUACCAAAAUGAUAGAAAAUAUUGUUAGAAACCCAUUGUACCUACUUACUUUAAUUUUUGAUGUACGACAUACUGGAUCUUAGGUAUUCGCAGAAACUCGAAAAAUCUUAAAAAAUGCAUCAUAUUUGUGCAAAACUCCACUAAUAAGAAUGGUCAAGCGGUGCAAAUUUUUGGUUAAGAUUUGUAUGGUAAGGCCCCUAUUCCAACGCUUUGACUGGACAAUGGAGUAUUUGUAAUAUCAAAUCCUUGUGAUUGUAUGCUAGUUAACGCCCUUAAGUUUAUAAUAAGUAUGUAUAAUGUAGAUAUGCUAAGCUACAAAUACAAAGUGUCCCACAGUCACCACCCCAAAUGAAAACCAUGGAUUCCUGAGGCAAUUUUAAGUCGAAAAACUUAAUAAUUUUAUUUCCCGUUUUCCAGUUUUAUCGGUUUUUCUUUUAACUGACUUUAUCUUUGCCAAACUACGUCUGAUUUGUUAGAUUUUUUAUAAUCAAUCAAGAAUUUAUUACAGUUUUAGUUUGUUGCAAGACUUUUUUUUCAACGGACAACCGUUUCCGAGCAAUUUUGCAUCAAACCCAUUUUUUCACUUUGACAUCAUUUUUUACAAAAACAAAAGAGGUUGUCUGUAAAGCCGGUUUACGGACGAUGAUUUUACGUGAUAACGUCGUCGGAAAACAGGUUGUGUGCUUUUGUUUAAAAUGAAGCGUUUACUUUUGACGUGAAACGUCUUAUAAAUCGAUGAACCAUGGCACCCAACAAAAAAAGUGACGCCAUUUUCUAACGUUACACUCUCGCACUUUCGCAGUGCAGCAAAAAAUUUCAAUUCAAAAUUAAAAAUAAACUAUUAGAGAUACAAAAAUCUUCUAUAGCUUAUUUGAAAGAUAAUAACCUAAAGCUAAAAGGUCCGUCAAGCUGGGUACGCCACAACCGAAAAUCCAAAAUCUGAGUAGGUAUGCAGGAAUUUGUUGCUAAUUUGUUACCCCAAUCUCGAAUUUGUUGCUCCUGCCCUUACCCCUUAAAUCUAUGGCGUACAAAUUCCUGCAUGCUUACAUUUUUGAAAUUUUGAAUUUUAAUUUGUGGCGUACGCAGCUUGACGUCAAGCUGGGUACGCCACAACGCAAAUUUGAAAAUCUAAGUAUGCAGGAAUUUGGAGCUAUUUUGUUGCUAAUUUGUUACCCUAAUCUCGAAUUUGUUGCUCUACGAUUUGACCUUUAAAUUGGCUGAAACAGAUGCAUGAUUUUGAAACUUAAUGAUACAAAGUUAACAAUGCAUAGAUUUAAUACUCUUUGCAGAUUAAUGCUCAAAUCUUGAAUUUGAUGUAAAAACUACCUUAAAAUACUGUUAAAAACUUCCAAAAACAGAAUAAAACGCACUUAAACCAACUAGCUGCAGAUAAUUAAAUGCUUUUUAAAGGCUACGUCAUUUCCAAUAUAGAUAUACAUACAUACCUACUCUUACUCUUUCAUAUUUAAAAACCUUUAAAGCAUGGACCUACCUUCAACCUACUUCACUCCCUUCAAUAAAACGCAAAGUAAAUUUCAACACUCCAACUUGAUUUUUAUGGAUGCUCCUCAAUUCUUAGUUUAAUAAGUGUUAGGUACUGCUACCCAUUUAAUUCCUAUAUUGCCAACAGCUUUUUUGUUCUAUUUUUCCCAGAAGUUAGAUUCCUCAAUUUAAAAAAAAAUUGAGUUUAACGUAUUUUUGCAUCUUCCUAUUUUAAACAUAUUUACUAUAUAGGUAACUUCUUCAAUAUCCUAGAAAAACCCUUAGACAUAUUUUGAAAAUACCCCCAAUUUUUUUCCCUCGCCUCAUUUAAACUUUAAAUUUAUCUCUAUAGGUCUAGUUUUGGAGAGAAGCAUUUCAUUUACUACCACACUAACGACCUCAACUCAAUUUAUGUACCUACUAUUCAUCCAAUCAGAUUAUUGCGAUUUGCGACUUAUUUUUAUAUUAUAAAAACAAACCAAAUACCUACAUAAAAAUGUAUACCUACAUAACAUUAUACUAAAUAAAAAAAAUCACACAUUGAUUUUCUAUUUUCAUAGAAAUAAUCGAGUGUGUAUGCGUUGACUUUAAAUUUGACUCCGCCCCCAACGGUGUGCUUUGAUGAAAAUAAU